AUGGAUAAUUAUUUACAAACAGCUAAUUUAGCUUUAGAAGAGUGGUGUAAGUGUGGAGAUUUACAGCAAGAGAAAGAGAGUCUGUUAAAGGAAAUGAAUAAGGCCAAAGAAAAGAAAGAUGCAGAGAUAGAUAGUCUUAACAGAGAGCAAUCAGUGUUGAGGCCAAUCCUCAACAAGAGAACAAUUUUGUUUUCCUAAGUCCAUUCCAUUCCAUUUUUGUAAUUAUACUCCCAGCAUGCUUAGUGAGCGCGUCUCAGUGUCGUCGUGUAGCGAGAAAGAAACCAUGUGCUUUGUAAUGCGCUAGUCGCUGGGAGUUUCUCAUCGUAUGGUUUUUAUUUGCAAGGUGAAGCUUGUUAGCCAAAGAUGAAACUCCAAUUCCAAUCCUGUUGUGUUGUUAAGAAAAUAUGCUGAGUGUGCAACUCUCGAUUAUUAAACCUUGUGUUCAAGAACCCUUGUGUUGUGAAGGCGCGUUCUUUGUCCCCUGCACAAUCAGAAUACAUCCAUCAAAUAGCAGAAUUAAAUGAGACUAGCACACCAAAUUAUGGAAAACCAAUGGAACAGCUAUCUGAAAGGCAGAGGCUGAAAAGAAUUAAAGAACUCAAAGGAAGCGCUGCAUUGUGGUUCCUUGAGAGUCAUGGUUUAAAAUUAACUGUCUUAAAGUCAGGGAGUCUGAUUCAAGGAGAGAACAUACAUUUGACUUUAGAAAAGGAGACAGUCACCCAAGAGGAUUAA
Messenger RNA from Pocillopora meandrina, 732 nucleotides. Lineage: Eukaryota; Metazoa; Cnidaria; Anthozoa; Scleractinia; Pocilloporidae. The record is from the annotation of a GenBank genome assembly.